AGCGAUGCACUUACCACUUGUAUCUUGUUCUGCCACUAUCCCCAUCAACUAGCUGAUUUUCUGAGCUUGUGACUAAUGCAUUGCUAACUUGGGUGGAUUUUCCUUAACCUACCAGUUGUUUUUUUUGCUGCUGAUUAAGCUGCCAUCUUGCUAGUUUGGUGCCGCUUGUUUUGGAGUGGAUAUUCUCUCUACACAGUGUGUUUGUUUUUUUAAACUUGAAUCCGUUUGUGGGUAGCUACAAUUGCUCACACUCAGAAUUGACUCAGAAUUGACCAUCUCAAGGAUUCUAUCAUGAGACAUCCCCUGCACUGACUGCACAGCAGUGCCUAAGUUGGCACAGUGUGUUGGCUGGCAUAUUUGAAUCCUAGAUCAGCGUCAGGUCUGGCUCAAGCACCUCAGUCUAAAGAGCGUAUUAGUUGUUUAGUCAUUGUAAGGAGCUUUCAGAGAGGAUUGGUCCCUGCAGUGGACGUACAUUAUUGCACUGGGCUAGGAUAUGGGGCGACUACUCUCUUGGGUAAGAUGCAUUUGCAAGUAUGGUGCUCUGCCAGUAAAGGCCUUAAGGAGCAAGGUCGAGUUUGUGUCAUGAAGUUUGUAACAUGAACAAAUGGACUGUUCAUGCGGUGCCUGUAGGACAAUAUGGUUCAAUGUUCCAAUGCUGUCCCUGUUUCUUAGUGCCCCUUGUCUUGUCUGUGGGGCAGACCCUAGACAGUCCAUGGCACUCAAUCUCAUGGGCACUUGGUCUCAGAGAAGAGCUGUCUAAUACUGAAGCAGUCCAUACAUUUCACCAGCAUUAUUCUCAAUUCACUAAAAAUGCUAGCUCCUCCCUGACCCCAAUGUGUGGUGGAAGUUGUUAUGUUUACCAUUAGAUUAAGCCAGGCCACCACAUGCAGUGCUGGCAUCUGUUGAAGAUGCUAAGAGUGAUGAUGGCAGCCAAAUUGGUGAGGCUUGAUGGAGCUGCUUGCAUUGAAGGAAUGGGCCUGCGGCUGCUCGUGAUGUAGACACCUAACAGAAGGCAUCUUUUGGGGAGCAGUGCCAUUGGCGUGAGAUAAUCACCACAGAUGCCUCCCUAUCACCACUUGGAGAAUGGUGUGGUGCCACAGGAAUAAUGAGGGUAUGUGAUUUAAGGCCAGAAUUGCAUCUGGAAUUGAGGACAGUAUCAGCAUUUGACUGAAGUUUUAUCAAGGGUAAGUGACCAACAGUUGAAAAAGGAAAAAUCUCUUCAGUUGAGGUCUUGCUAAAAGACACAACAGUGGCAGUUUGCUAUAUUUUCAUCAAUAGCCAAAAAAAAAGCCUUAAGCAGUGAGCCACCCAUACAGUCAUCAAAGAUUGCCAUGAGAUGUCAGGUCAGAUAAUGUUGUAACUAUCAGUUAUAUUGAUCAUCAGUGUAACUGUGCCCAAGAGCAGGUAGCUCAGAUCUGGCAGAUGUUUGGCAAGGAUCAGGUGGACCUCUUCAUCAUUGCCACAUCAACACAUUGCAGCUUGCUUGAUGCACUGCCCACUAUAAAAUGGUAAAUGGUCUGCAUUUAUAUGGCGCCUUUUAACCUUAGCGGUUCUACAAAGCGCUUUACAUUGUUUCUCACACACACACACUCACACACAUGCAAGGCGCUAUCCUGCCAUCGGGAGCAACUUGGGGUUCAGUAUCUUGCUCAAGGACACUUCAGUAUGUGGAGGUGCUGGGGAUCGAACCGCCAACCCUGCGAUUAGUGGAUAACCCAGGCUACCACCUGAGCCACAGCUGCCCCAAUUACUGACUAUUACUGAUUCUUCCAAUUCCAUGCAGUAUUCAGCAACUGCUUGUGGCUACAAGGUAACACCUUGGUUCUCCUUAGUCUUCUGAACACCCUGGUGGCUUCUUCCCUCAGCAGAUCUGCUGUCCCAGAUUGAUGGUGAAAUUUGGCAUCCUUGGCCAGGUCAUCUGUGUCUUGGUCUUGCCUCUCAAAUUGAAUUUUCAACUGAGGACUAGAACACAAGAACCCCUAGCCCUAGAACCCACGGUUGUGGCACCUCGUCCUUGAGGUGGAGUCUCUUAGGGACCUUCUUAAUGAUCCUAUGCAUGAUGUUAAUUUAAAUUGGUGCUGGGGAGUUGCAAUCUCUGGUGAUAAAUUUGUUUUACAUGUGUUGGUGUUCAGAUGACUCUCAGGUGACCUAGUGGCUGAAACUGUGAUUUCUGGCCUUGAAUGAGGGUGUGCCUGCAGAGCAUUCCUUGCUGUUGCCAUUGAGUUGAUCAGUGAGAAAAAGAGAGAAAUGCAGCACAAGGACAUUGGCAAAACUUGCCAGACUUGCAGAUAUUCAAGAGCGGGUGGACUGAGCAAUACAUAGAUGCCAGGAAAGAGAUAUAUGCUAACUGGAUGAGGUUUGUAAAUUGUGCUCGUAGUGAUACAGAGCAGAAUCUAGUGGCAUUCCAGUAUCAAGGAGGUAUCCUCUACCGCUGCUGUCGAUCUGUCAAAGCAGGAGAUGAGCUGUUGGUGUGGUAUGAAGAGGAAUACGCCAAAUAUCUUGGCAUCCUGUUCGACUAUCUCUGGGACAAAAAGUGCCCCACAAAUGAAAUGAAGAACAGCCUGCUGCAAGUCUUUUCCUGUUCCUUGUGUACAUUUUCCUAUACAUCUCAAGUUUACCUACAAAGACACAUAAAGAGAUGUCACCAUGAGGAAUAUAUCAGACUGUUAAUGUCUGGAAAGGAUCAUUAUGAGAAUAUAACAACCACUGUAACCUUAAGUAGUCAGCAAAUAUCUUCUGACACGCUCUGCACUAAUACUCAUCUUGAACAAAUGCAGAAUGAAAUGUAUGUUAGUAGGAUAAGUGAUACUCAGCACAGUACUCUCCAACAACAGAUCCACACAGGAGAGAAGUCAUAUCAAUGCUCAGAGUGUGAGAAGAGUUUCUGUGAGAGAGGUAAUCUGCAACGACACCAACUCAUCCACGCAGAAGAAAGGCCGUAUCCUUGCUCAGAGUGUGGGAAGGGUUUUACUCAAAAGAGUGAUCUCCAACAACAUCAGUGUAUUCACACAGGAGAGAAGCCAUAUCGCUGCUUGCAGUGUGGAAAGAGCUUUUGUGAGAGAGGUACUCUGCAACGACACCAACGUAUUCACAAAGGAGAGAGGCCACAUCCUUGCUCCCAGUGUGGGAAGAGUUUUAGAGAGAGCUGUGCUCUUCAACGACACCAGCGCAUUCACACAGGGGUGAAGAUGUAUCAGUGCGCUCACUGCAGGAAGUGUUUAACUCAACUGAGUUAUCUCCAAGAACACCAGCGUCUUCACACUGGGGAGAAGCCUUAUCAGUGCACAGUGUGUGGGAAAACUUUUACCAGGAAAGGGACUCUCACGAAACAUCAACUCAUCCACACAGGAGAGAAGCCGUAUCCUUGCUCCCAGUGUGAAAAGAGUUUUAUUCACCAGAGCACUCUGCAUCUGCACCAGAUCAUCCACACAGGAGAGAAGCCCUAUCACUGCUCCCAGUGUGGCAAGAGGUUCAAUCGAAGCAGUAAUCUCCAAGCACACAAGCUCAUUCACACACAAGAGAAUCUGUAUCACUGCUCUGAAAGUGGGAAGAGUUUUACUCACAAAAUUACUCUCCAAAAACAUCAGCGCAUUCACACAGAAGACAAGCCAUAUCACUGUUCAGAAUGUGGGAAGAGUUUUAGCAAAAGAGGAACUCUUCAACAACACCAGCGCAUUCACACCGGAGAGAAGCCAUAUCACUGCUCACAGUGUGGGAAGAGUUUUACUCAACGGAAAACUCUCCUUGUGCACCAACACAUCCAUACAGGAGAGAAGCCUCAUGAGUGCUUUCAGUGUAGAAAGAGCUUUAAUGACAGAAGUGCUCUCCAACGGCACCAACGCAUCCAUACAGAAGGGAAGCCAUAUACCUGCUCCCAAUGUGGGAAGAAUUUUAGAGAGGGCAGCGCUCUCCAACGCCAUCAGCGAGUUCACACAGGAGAGAAUCUGUAUCAGUGCUCACAAUGCGGAAAGAAUUUUACUGAGAAGAGUUCUCUCAGGAGACAUCAGGUCAUUCAUACAGAAGAGAAACCGUAUCAGUGCUCGCAGUGUGGAAAAAGUUUUAGCAGCCUAGGUACUCUUCAACAACACCAGCGCAUUCACACUGGAGAGAAGCCGUAUCACUGUUCUGAGUGUGGGAGGAGUUUCACUCAACGGGGUGCUCUUCAACGUCACUGGCGCAUUCACACAGGUGAGCAACCGUAUCACUGCUCACAGUGUGGGAAGAGUUUUACUCAACAGAGUGCUCUUCAGCGACAUCACCGAAUUCAUACAGGAGAGAAGCCGUAUCCCUGCUCACAGUGUGGGAAGCGUUUUAUUCAAAAAAGUGAUCUCCAACUCCACCGACGCACUCACACAGGGGAGAAGCCAUAUCCCUGCCCACAGUGUGGGAAGAGUUUUAAUCAGCAUUGUGCACUCAAACUCCACCGACGCACUCACACCGGAGAGAAGCCGUAUCCAUGUGCAGAGUGUGGGAAGAGAUUUAAUCAGCACUGUGCACUCCAGCUACACCAGCGCACUCACACAGGGGAGAAGCCCUAUCACUGCACACAGUGUGGACGUAGAUUCGGCUAUUCAAGUACAUUUAAAACUCACAGAUGCACUAACGCUGAGUUAGCAGCUCUUAACACAUGAUGUCAAAUUGAGAAAGACGAUUAUUAACUGUGUAAUUUUACGUGAACUGGACAUACCAGUGUUGACCUCCUGUUGAAGACAAACAAAAAACAUUGAAUGUUAAUGUUACACGGGAACAGGAACAUAUUCAAAUUAAGAGUGUAUGUUCUAUUUUAGUCUUUAUUGCUAUUAUGAUGCACUGCAUUAGUGAGUUCAACAAUAAGACUUGCCAAAUUUCUACAUACAACAAAAAUCAAGAAAAUGAACAUGAAAAUAUUUUGAAACUGUGUGUGUUUUACUUAUGCGUAAAGAACAAAACAUGGUAGGGUGUGCUGUUUUACAAAAUUAAUCAAUGGCUUUGAGAUUUGACAAAUGAGAUUUGAGAAUUCAGCAUGGUGAGAUGAAUGUAAAUAAAAUGCUCCAGCAAGAGGCAAAAUGUCAUGUAAUUUUUCUCAACUAGUGAUGCAGUAUUUGGAAACUCCUGGUACUAAACC
This is a messenger RNA of Pangasianodon hypophthalmus (striped catfish), 5104 nucleotides long. Its product is annotated as zinc finger protein 271. Gene Ontology annotation, biological process: negative regulation of transcription by RNA polymerase II. NCBI's taxonomy places the organism in Eukaryota, Metazoa, Chordata, Actinopteri, Siluriformes, Pangasiidae. The transcript is spliced from 5 exons. The coding region runs from base 2352 to 4631 and encodes 759 amino acids. The record is from RefSeq and is a predicted model, not a curated record. Gene Ontology annotation, molecular function: protein binding; histone methyltransferase activity; DNA-binding transcription repressor activity, RNA polymerase II-specific.